AUGAGCAGAGACGAUGAAUAUGACUAUCUUUUUAAAGUCGUCCUUAUUGGUGACUCUGGUGUAGGAAAGACAAAUCUUUUGUCUAGGUUUACUCGUAACGAGUUCAACUUGGAAUCUAAAAGUACGAUUGGUGUUGAAUUUGCCACUCGUAGUGUCCAAGUAGAUAGUAAAACCGUAAAGGCACAAAUUUGGGACACAGCUGGCCAAGAAAGAUAUCGUGCCAUCACUAGUGCUUACUAUCGAGGGGCUGUAGGUGCAUUGUUGGUGUAUGAUAUUGCUAAAUAUGCCACUUAUGAAAAUGUUAUGCGUUGGCUUAAAGAACUUCGUGAUCAUGCUGAUUCGAACAUUGUAGUUAUGUUGGUUGGAAAUAAGAGCGAUUUACGACAUUUACGUGCAGUUCCAACCGAGGAAGCUAAGCAAUUUGCAGCUGAUAAUGGACUUUCUUUUAUUGAGACUUCUGCUCUGGAUUCAAGUAAUGUAGAACUUGCUUUCCAAAGAAUCUUGACAGAAAUUUACCGCAUUGUCUCCAACAAAGCCCUUGAAUCAUCCAAUGAUGUGAUUAGACCAACUGCUGGACAAACAAUUCAAGUUACUCAACCUGCUGAAGAACAGAAACAAGGCGGCUGUUGCUAA
Gilbertella persicaria is the source of this 633-nucleotide messenger RNA. RefSeq names its product small GTPase. Bases 1 to 633 code for a protein of 210 amino acids. The transcript has 6 exons. The record is from RefSeq and is a predicted model, not a curated record. Gene Ontology annotation, biological process: exocytosis. Gene Ontology annotation, molecular function: GTP binding; GTPase activity. Lineage: Eukaryota; Fungi; Mucoromycota; Mucoromycetes; Mucorales; Choanephoraceae. Gene Ontology annotation, cellular component: recycling endosome.